Molecule: messenger RNA, 269 nt
Organism: Linum tenue
Lineage: Eukaryota; Viridiplantae; Streptophyta; Magnoliopsida; Malpighiales; Linaceae
Source: the annotation of a GenBank genome assembly
GAAGAUUUCACGCGCUUUACUACUAGUGCUACUCAGUCCACUCAAAACAGCAGAGCUACGAAAACCGACAAAAGCGCGGCGGCCGACACUCCGGCGAGGGACGCGGCGGAGUUGGGCGACGGCGGGGCCAUGUCGCCCGAACCGGGAGACGGCGACCCCGAUGGGGAAGCACCGCCGGCUUCGCCGGUGACAUUGAUGGAUAGCUGCUGGCCGGCGGUGCAGUGGCCGGGAAUUGCGCAGAGGUAGAAAUGCUCGCCGGCGGUGGUCAG